UUUGUUUUUGCUUCGUAUGUAAAUAGGGUUUGUAUCACUUGCACACUAAUGCAUUUUCAAUACAAAUAAUGACGAUUUUGCCAGUUGCACCAUCCCUACAAAUAUAUUUGAACACAGCAAUGAGUAACUAUCCGCAGGUAAAACAAAAGAAAAUGAGUCACUACGUUCUACAAACCAUUUCGAUUAGAGGCGAAAGUGGUCCUAUAACAGAUAUUAUUAAUUUUAAGCUAGCUGACAAUAGUACAAACAAUUCUGAACUUCAAUCUAAUGAACAGGUUCCCGAAGCAUUACCUCCAAGUGCUGAGGAAAAUCAAAAUUAUCGUUCUCAGAAACAUAUGUGUAAUAAAUGUUAUAAGCCAUUUAGUCAGUUUAAUGAGCUUAAAAAUCAUUUGGCUUUUUGUCACUUUGAAGGCGGUUACCAUUUACGAAAAGCAGAAAUGUUGAAAAAUAUUGAGAAAAUUGAGAAAGAUGCAACUAAUAUGGAGACCAAUGAUAUAUGCUUUUGUUGUGGAGAAAGUUAUGAUACAUUUCAUUUGGGUCAAAUAAAUUGCGAUCAUUGCCCAAAAUCUUUUAAAACACAAAUGAGUUACGAACGACAUGUUUUCAUAACACAUUCGGAAUUUGAUCAAUUUCCUUGUUCUAUAUGUAAUGCAAAAUUGCGGACAGGUCACCUAUUGAAGCUGCACGAAAAACAGCACAAAACUCGUGGAAGGCUUUUCGCUUGUAAAGUAUGUGGUAAAGAUUUUGGACGUAUAGACCACUUGAAACGGCAUCAAAAAUAUACAGCCUGCUCAGCGAGUGCUAAUGACACCAUUAGUUGUAAGGUGUGUAAUAAAGAUUUUUCCCGUCUUGAUAAUUUGCGAAAGCACUUAAAGCAUCACCUGUGUAUACAACUAACAAAAAGAGAGAAAUUUAUGUGCCCCAUUUGUAAGAAUUGUUUUUACAGUUUAUGGAAU
Teleopsis dalmanni is the source of this 956-nucleotide messenger RNA. RefSeq names its product protein suppressor of hairy wing-like. The annotation marks the transcript as partial. Gene Ontology annotation, biological process: regulation of transcription by RNA polymerase II. Lineage: Eukaryota; Metazoa; Arthropoda; Insecta; Diptera; Diopsidae. The record is from RefSeq and is a predicted model, not a curated record. Gene Ontology annotation, molecular function: RNA polymerase II cis-regulatory region sequence-specific DNA binding; DNA-binding transcription factor activity, RNA polymerase II-specific. The transcript has 4 exons. Gene Ontology annotation, cellular component: nucleus.